Molecule: messenger RNA, 838 nt
Organism: Solea solea (common sole)
Lineage: Eukaryota; Metazoa; Chordata; Actinopteri; Pleuronectiformes; Soleidae
Gene: odam
Product: odontogenic, ameloblast associated
Exons: 10
Coding region: 60-785 (241 amino acids)
Source: RefSeq, a predicted model, not a curated record
AGGCAGGCACUCAGGAAAGGAAAGCAGAACCAGAGAAACUCUACAAAGACUUGGACACCAUGGAUCUAAAAACGGCCUGUCUGUUGGUUUGUCUAUUGAGGACCAGCUUCGCUCUGCCACUGCAGAUUGGAAUUAUUGCAAGCAACAGCAAUGAGAUCCUAAGACUGAAUGGACUAACUCUUGCAGCACUUGCACAAGCACAGGCGGGAUCCAUAUUACCUCAGUAUGUGCUGCAGCAGCAGCAGCCAGAGGUGCUGCUCACCCCACAGAUGGUGAACUUCAACCCACAGAUGUCUGGUCCCUUUGGGCCCCAGGGGACUCAGCUGCUGUUCCCCACCCACGGCAACCAGCUAACACCCAUGUUUGUACCCAACGGCCAGCAGGAGCAGCUCGGGCCCUCACUGGACCCCAACGCUCCCCUUGUGCCUCAGCAGGCCCAAAACCCUAUGCAGAUGUUUCCACAGUUUCAGUACCCUGGUUAUGGAUUCCCUCAAUUUCCCAGACAGCAGGGAUUCCAGUACUUCAUGCCCUCAUAUGGCUACCCACAGCAGAGAAAUACAGUGGUGCUGCCGCCUAACAACGGUCAACAGAACCUGGAGAGAACCACACAGAGGCCACAGCUCCCUCUGCAGCAGGCCUCCCAGCCGAAGGUGCAAACAGAGAGAACAUGGCCAGUGGGGACACACAAAGAGGCUACUACAAUUCCUCCUAAUCCUCGUGGUGACGCGUCAGGUCCUGGGAUUGAUGAGGGGAACUCCAAUUUCCCGUUCCUGUUUGAGCCAUAGAUGUCAUCUGGAAAUAGCAACAAAUUGAUAAUGAAGAUAUUAAUGUCUGUGUA